This is a messenger RNA of Drosophila kikkawai, 449 nucleotides long. RefSeq lists its product as uncharacterized. NCBI's taxonomy places the organism in Eukaryota, Metazoa, Arthropoda, Insecta, Diptera, Drosophilidae. The record is from RefSeq and is a predicted model, not a curated record.
UUAAUCAUGUCAAGCUUCGCUAAAACUUCCUGCUCAUUGCUGGUGCUAAUCCUGGCUCUCGGGAUGAUUGAAGCUCUGCCAGCUAGGUUAUCCAGGCAACAGGAUGCGGCGCCCUAUCCGUCCGCCGAGGAACUGAAGCCUGAGGUACCCUUCGAGGAAGGUGUGCCCGAUCAGACUUAUGGUCCACCAGACCUGACCUACGGUCCACCACCUACCGAUGCCGUUGAGCAGCUGCCCAGUGACGAGGAGCCGCAAGAUUUCACACCCGAUCCGGAUGCAGAAGAAGUUCAGCCGGUCCAGGAGGCUCAACUCGCUCGUCUGACAAACAUUAACCGACUGCCAGGUGGCCGAGGAUUGGUAUUCCUUUCGAGGAGCCCGCUAAGAAUUUUAAGGCCAAGCCUAGCUCGCCUUCCAUUGGCCAUCUUGGGAUAGAUAAAUAGUAUUUGAUU